AUGCCAAUAUGUAUCGAAUGUUGCUAUCCCGUCUCUCAGCUCUACCACGUCCUCCAUAGCCGAAAUCACAAAGCCACCGCUCCGCCUGUCUCUGACCCAACCCGCAAGAAGUCCACCUCAAAUCUCUCAAGCCCACAGAGGCCCGUUCCCAACGUACCAAAGGUUCCGGAAAAGAAGCUCAAGACUACGAACACUGGAUCGGGUGGAGACGUGAGGUUGACGCAAUGCCCGCGUUGCAAGCGCUUUGCGGACAAAUAUGUCGAGCACGACUUUGUAGUAUUGUUUAUUGAUCUGGUGCUUGUGAAACCACAGGUCUACAGACACCUUUUGUUCAAUCGCCUCUCUCGUGAUGAUGAUGAGCUCGACCCCUCCAUCACCCGCCUCGGCACCCUUCUCCUCCUCUUCGACGUCUACCUUACCUGGUCCCACAUCGAAUCCUUUCCUCCAUCCCUCACAGCCAGUUCGCCAAUCCCAACGCUCCCCGUACUCCUCCAAUACGCUUUCUACUUCUUCCUCUGUGCCUUCACCACACUUUCUCAGCACUUGACCAUCCGUUGGCUGGCUAUUGUUUGGCGGCUUGGUGCCACAGCAAAGGAUGAGCAUAGCAAUGAAGGCGGCCCCAGCGUCAAUUCUGGUGGUAACACCAUCGCUCCAUUUCCAGCUCCGCCGAAGAAGCCAACCCCUAAUUCCAUCUCGACGGCUCUGUUUGUCAGCUCCUGCCUGUCCUUAUUUCCCAUCUUGAUGGAUGUCUGGAAGUAUGGUGAUACAUCAGAAGCCACGAAUCCUACCACGACCACGGAACCACCACUCAACAGCUCCAGCGUGACAUUUGUGUUUAGCUUCCUCUCCACGCAAGGCGGAGGCGUUGAUUGGGUGCGACGAGGUGUUGCAUGGGCUGUUGCUGUCCAGAACAUGGAGGCGUUGAGGAUACUACUGGGAUGCAGAUAUUUGACAGCUUUGGGCUUGGUAGCUGCUGGUGGAGCGGUAAAGUGGGUAGUCAGAAGUAUAAUAUUGGGAACUGUUGGACUUGGAGCCGAAGGAUGA
Molecule: messenger RNA, 1044 nt
Organism: Letharia columbiana
Lineage: Eukaryota; Fungi; Ascomycota; Lecanoromycetes; Lecanorales; Parmeliaceae
Exons: 3
Coding region: 1-1044 (347 amino acids)
Biological process (GO): intracellular sterol transport; sterol metabolic process; regulation of plasma membrane sterol distribution
Cellular component (GO): cortical endoplasmic reticulum; Golgi apparatus
Source: RefSeq, a predicted model, not a curated record